CCCCAUCACAUUCAACUUUCGAUGGCUGGAUCACAUCAUCGCCCUGCUCACACCCGAGAUGCCAUGAGACGCAGCCGCGGACAUCGUCUUAGGGAGCGUCGGAACAUAUCAGGCACAACGUCAUCUUACGGGGAAUCAGGCUCAAAAUCAUCGCUGGACAUCACACAAAAGCUUGAAAAGAAGCUUGCGGAACUCAACGCCUCAGAAAAUGUAUUCAAGAGAUGGAUUUACGAGAUUGUCACAUUAUCGAUAGCGGCAACCUGUAUGGCCGCAAUCGUGGUCAUUCUGCUCGAUAUUCACGGAAAGGACUUAGUUGGAAGGAGUGAAGGGAUCACUGCAUUUACAGUACUGUCAAAGAUCACCUCUGCGGCUCUACUGUUGCCUACUUCUGAGGCACUAGGACAAUUGAAAUGGAAUUGGUUUCACGGCAAUAAGUCAUGGGAAAUUUGGGACUUUGAAAUAUUCGAUAAAGCCUCAAGAGGAGCAUGGGGAUCAGCCUUACUGUUAUUUCGAACUAAAGGAAGGUCACUCGCGGCACUUGGCGCAAUCUUGACGCUCUUGCUUAUUGCAAACGAUACAUUUUUCCAGCAAGUGCUGAACCUUCCACAAGAUUGGUCUCUUCAAAGCACUGGACAAAUCUCGAGGACGAUUCACUACGUUCCUCCAAAUAUAAUGAUCUAUAAAGACAACCUAGAUAUGGCUCAGCAGCUCAGCACAACAUCACAGAUAUUGACACAAUAUCUUCUCUCCAAUGGUACCUAUCCAACUGCUGUAGACGAUGGUGUAAGACCCGACAUACCAAUUUCUUGCCCAACAAGCAAUUGCACAUUUCCUAGGUACAAAACUCUGGGAGUUUGCAGUCAGUGCAAAGAUGUGACUCCAAUGUUGGGAUUUGGUUGCAAGACUGCAACAGCAGACUGGAUCAGCAACAAGACCCGCGAAGAUGAUCAGAAGAGUGAGAUGUGUGGAUACUUUUUCAACAUCACGGACGAAAAUCCAAUGUUGAUGUCUGGUUAUCUUACUGCAAAUAUCAACUCCUCAGGGAGCCACGCUGAGGCCGGCGAGGCCCUCAUUCUCCGGUUUCUUCCGAUGAUUGCCACUCCGGAUAAAGUACCUCUGUGGGAUAGAUCUCUCAGUUUUAAAGACAUCCGCAACCCUAUAACUGACGUUGUAGUCGUUGGGUCAGUUGAUGGUGUUUCAGGAACCUUCCAAAACAAAACUCCGGUUGCUACAGAAUGCAUGUUAUCUUGGUGUGUCAAGGAGAUAGAAUCCUCUUACGCGUACGGUGGCUAUCGAGAGAAGAUUGUCAAUACUUUCACCAAUUCGACACCUGGGCCAUUUCCUUGGACUUCCGAGAAGGUAUAUGGUCGUGUCAAUGGAUCCAUGGUUACCUACAAUGAGAAUGUAACAAUAACAAUACCGGGCGACAAUCAGACAUUCUGGUUGAACAGUACAACCCACGAAGGCGUCAGCACUGCUUUCGACGAUUAUUUUCCGUCAUUUUUGACUGUCCCAAAGGGCUCAUCGGAUGCCAUUCUGCGACAAAUGACCUAUACUGCAGGCCCGCCAUACACAAGACGAUUGCCGAUGAGCAUGUGGAGACCUCCGAAUAACAUAACGGAUCAUUUCGGACGAAUAGCCACUGAGAUGACGAAUGCUAUACGCUCGACAAGACCAUAUGAUAUGGUUGAAGGACCGGCUUACAGUCUCACAACCUUCAUUCAAGUCAAGUGGGAAUGGCUAAUAUUUCCCUUCGCUUUGUUAUUUCUCUCUAUCGUAUUCCUCGUCGCAACGAUAGUGAAAACCGAGAGAGCAAAGGGCGAUCUUGGCCCUGGGGUUUGGAAGACUUCAACCAUGCCCGCCCUGAUCUAUAGCCUUCCGAGCGACGCUCAAAAACAGGUCAAAGUUCCGUGGUCUGUAGACAAGGCUUCAGAAGAUUCUCGUAAGCUAAGGGUGAAAUUGCACCCGGAGAAGGGAUGGAGGAUAUCAGGGCAAAUAUAUAGUCCAGUUUCACCAGUCAUAGUCUGCCACUCGAAUAAACCUCCUCCAGGCUGGAUAUAA
Messenger RNA from Periconia digitata, 2061 nucleotides. NCBI's taxonomy places the organism in Eukaryota, Fungi, Ascomycota, Dothideomycetes, Pleosporales, Periconiaceae. The record is from the annotation of a GenBank genome assembly.